Messenger RNA from Moneuplotes crassus, 1095 nucleotides. The record is from the annotation of a GenBank genome assembly. Lineage: Eukaryota; Ciliophora; Spirotrichea; Euplotida; Euplotidae.
AUAUUUCCGCAUUUUAAACAUGGAUACAAGUGAUGCACCCCAGAUUUUAGAGCAUAUUUCUCAUAGCUUAACCUUUACACCUUUCGAUGUUAAAUGGAUCCCUUGCAGUGCUAGAUUCUGCCUAUUCGGUCAAAGCCCCAGUGCAAAAGGAGUCUUCCAGAUCUUCCAGUUGAAGAAGGGCAAGAUAGAGAUGGUAUCUGAGUUCAAGCCUGAAUAUGGAAUCAAAUGUUCGACCUUCGAGGCCUCUUCUCUGACAGAUAGAGAUGUCUCUAUCGUUGACUUCAAUGGAAACUUGAUCACCUAUGAUAUAGAGAAAGGUAAAGAAAAGUUCUCUGUCAAAGCUCAUGAAGGCAUGGCUAAUACUAUCCAUGGAAUUGGAGGAGAAGGACCCGAUUAUGGAGCUCCAGAGUUGGUUACAGGUGGUUAUGACGGCUGUGUUAGAGUCUGGGACCCAAGACAAGAAUCUCCAGUAGUAUCACUCGAACCAUCCGAAUCAGAAGAAAUCAAACCUGACUGAUGGUGAGUUAAAUUCGGAAAUGCAUUCAACGCAGAAGAGAGAUGUAUCGUAGCAGGAUAUGACAACGGAGAUGUAAAGUUAUUUGAUCUUAGGAUGAACAUGCUCCAAUGGGAUACUAACCUCAGCAAUGGUAUCUGUGGUAUAGAAUUUGAUCGUCCAAAUAUUCCUAUGAACAAACUUGUUUGUACAACACUUGAAUCUAAAUUCCAUGUCUUUGAUAUGAGAACUUACCAUCCAGAGAAAGGAUAUAGUGGAUUAGAGGAAAUGGCACAUAAAUCUACAAUUUGGGGAGUUUCCCAUUUCCCACAGAAUAGAGAUUUGUUCACAACUCUGGGAGGGAAUGGUUCUAUUAAUUUGUACAAAUAUAAAUACCCAACUCAGAGAUCCCUCAAAGACCUUGAUGAUGUAGAGUAUGGAGUACCAGGAACAGUAGAGCUAUUGAAUGAAAAGUCAAUUGCUCAACAACCUGUAGUCUCACUUGACUGGAACGAUGAGAAGUUCGGCCUUGGAGUUAUGUGAUCUCUUGACCAACAAUGCAAAGUCAUUAUCUGCACAAAGCUGAAUUUGUACUAAUUGCC